Molecule: messenger RNA, 1794 nt
Organism: Colletotrichum orchidophilum
Lineage: Eukaryota; Fungi; Ascomycota; Sordariomycetes; Glomerellales; Glomerellaceae
Product: tat pathway signal sequence
Exons: 2
Coding region: 1-1794 (597 amino acids)
Biological process (GO): box C/D sno(s)RNA 3'-end processing; rRNA methylation
Cellular component (GO): box C/D methylation guide snoRNP complex; small-subunit processome
Molecular function (GO): histone H2AQ104 methyltransferase activity; rRNA methyltransferase activity; RNA binding
Source: RefSeq, a predicted model, not a curated record
AUGACGUCCGCAUACGCCAAUGGCUCUGCUAAGGCGGCCUACUUGACAUCCUCCGCGACGACUACUGCAUUGAGCAGAUGGAGCAUCGCGACGAAGCAGCUGCCCGCGGUCGACAAGAUCAAAGCCCUACACAUCUACGACUUUGAUAACACACUCUUCAAAACUCCCUUGCCGAACCCCGCACUAUGGAGCGGUCCUACGAUCGGCGUUCUGUCAAGUCAAGACGUCAUUUGCAACGGCGGCUGGUGGCACGACUCCCGAAUCCUUUCAGCGACCGGCGAGGGCGCCGACACGGAGGAAAAGCGCGAGUGGGAGGGCUGGUGGAAUGAGAAGAUUGUCGAGCUGGUGAAGCUGAGCAUCAAGCAAAAGGACGCUCUUUGUGUUCUGCUGACGGGUCGCUCCGAGCGAGGCUUCGGGGAGCUCAUCAAGAGGAUGAUCCAGAGCAAGGGACUCGAUUUUGAUAUGAUUGGCCUCAAGCCUGCCGUCAGCCCGACGAAUCAGAACUUCUCGAGUACGAUGCAUUUCAAGCAGCUCUUCCUCACUGCGGUCAUGGAAACGUACAAGAACGCUGAAGAGAUUCGCAUCUACGAGGACCGCCCGAAGCACGUCAAGGGAUUCAGAGAUUUCAUGGCGGAGUAUAACCGCAAGCAGAACAUCAAUGCCACUCGCACGCGCGGGCCUAUCACGGCGGAGGUGGUCCAGGUCGCAGACAUGUCAACGACGCUGGACCCUGUGGUCGAGGUUGCCGAGGUGCAGCACAUGAUCAAUCUCCACAACGAGGAGAUUGCCAAGCAAUCGUCUGAUGUGCGCCCGCAACGCCUGAGGGUCAAAAAGACUGUCUACUUCACAGGUUAUUUGAUCAGCAAAGAAGAUACGGCGCGCUUGAUGAAGCUUGCCCUGAUCCCCUCAGGCUUACCUGAGCAGGAGCUCAAGUUCCACGCCAACAACAUUCUCAUCUGCCCGCGUCCUUCCCCGGCCAGUAUCCUGGAAAAAGUCGGGGGCAUGGGCAGUAAAAUGAAGUGGGAGGUCACUGGCACAGCGUGCUUUGAGAAUAGCAUCUGGGCAGCGAGCCUCCGACCCGUCCCCGCUACGGCUAAAUUCCACACGGAUAACCCGUCGCCUCUCGUCGUACUCGCACUCCGAAAGGGCGCCCGCCCCGUGGAUGCCGGCAAGAUCCAGAACUGGCAGCCCAUCCCUGCCGAUAAAGCAAUGACCUUUGAGACCACGGUCGGCGAGAAAAUGAUUUUGCGCAUCGAGCCAGAGGACCCCCGCGAGGACGAGUACGAAUCGCUCUUCGCCAACAAGUCUUCUAAGCGGAAACAUGACGGCGGCGAAUACUCACGCGAUCACCACCGACACAACAACCCCUACAACGGCCGCAACGAGCGCCGCGACUUCCACUCUGGACGGGGAGGCGGGGGCCGUGGUGGUGGCUUCCGCGGCGGUGGAGGAAGAGGCGGCCGAGGCCGUGGUAAUGGCAAGGGCGGUCGCGGCGGACGGGGUAUGCACGGCUACCGCUCUCUCGACGACGUCGAGCCCCGGAAUCAGCAGGGAGGAUAUGGACAGACUGUCGAGUAUGAUGACAACAGCUACCCGUCCCUCCCGGCACAGCAGCAGCAGCAGCAGGGCGGCUUCCAGGGUCAACAACAGUAUCAACCGCCGCUUAGCGCAUGGAACUCAGGUCCCCCACCGAACGCCCCGACGGGCCCAGCCGGUCGUCCCAUGGGCGGCAGUGGUGGUAAUUACGGCGGUGGUGGAGGCGGCGGCGGAAGUGAUCUCCAAAGCUACUACUGA